AUGCUGCACGUCUUUCCCGGGGUACGUGGCCCAGAAUGGGUGAACUUCCAGGACAAAUACAAGGAGAGAGUCCAGGUGCUCAACACGACGACCCUGAGGAUGGACAAGCUGACCCUGGAGGACAGUGGGCGGUACUGGGCUCGAGUGUCCUUAACGGGAGGAACAGUAUAUGACCAGUAUUUCCACCUCAGUGUGUACGAGCCCGUGUCCCGUCCCCAGAUCCUGGCCGAGAUUCUGUCCCUCACAGCAGACUUGUGCAAAGUCACCCUGGAGUGCCACCCCACGGGACCCACGGGGGCCGUGAACGUGUCCUGGGAGAGCAAGGGCCUCCCCAGGGAGCUGGAGCAGACGGGGGCCCCGGGCCCGGCCCCCACCCCCUGGACCCUGGCUCUGCACCUGCCCCUGAGCCGGCCCAGCCCCAGCGUCACCUGUGUGGUCAGCAACCCGGUGGACCAGAAAACUGCCACCCGGGACCUCGGGGAGGUCUGUGGCCACGGUGAGUACGUCCUGCCUGAGGGGAGGGGCCUCCCGGAGCUCAGGUCCCCCUGGGUGAUGGUUCCUGGUUCUGUCCCCUAUGUUUACGUCACCACCUGCCACCUGUCACCCCAUCCAGAGUCUGGCAGGAGGCGCUCAGGGCCCUACGCUAAGAGUGAGGCUCUGUCAAGGAUCAGUGUCCUGUGA
Suricata suricatta (meerkat) is the source of this 681-nucleotide messenger RNA. Its product is annotated as SLAM family member 9-like. Lineage: Eukaryota; Metazoa; Chordata; Mammalia; Carnivora; Herpestidae. The coding region runs from base 1 to 681 and encodes 226 amino acids. The transcript has 3 exons. The record is from RefSeq and is a predicted model, not a curated record.